This is a messenger RNA of Psylliodes chrysocephalus, 753 nucleotides long. The record is from the annotation of a GenBank genome assembly. Lineage: Eukaryota; Metazoa; Arthropoda; Insecta; Coleoptera; Chrysomelidae.
AUGAUAAAAAAGAUCAAAGAUGGACUUUUAAUUGAAACUGUCUCCGCAGCACAAACUAAGCGAUUACUAGCCAUACAAAAACAACACGACAUGGACGUAGAAGUACAACCACACAAAUCCCUCAAUAAAAUAAAGGGCGUAAUUUAUUGUCCGGAUCUCUUAAAUAGUACGGUCGAUGAAAUAUUAGAUGAUCUUAAAUUACAAGGAGUAGUCAGUGUAUACAGAAAUAAAUCAAAAAAGGAUGGACAACUUGUUGAUACUCCUAUCCACGUUCUUACAUUUACUACAAGUAUUCUCCCCAAAACUGUCAAGGUAUCGUUUUAUUCUCUACCAGUUAGAUUGUAUAUCCCUCAACCAAUGAGAUGUUUUCGCUAUCAAAAAUUCGGCCACACCUCGAUGCGUUACGAUAAACCACAAGUCUGUGUAUGUGGCAAGCUAAUCAUUUGUAUAAACUGCAAUGGAACUCACUCCGCUAGAUCUCGCAUGUGUCCAGUUUAUAAACAAGAAAUGGCAAUUCAGGAAAUCAAAACCAAGAACAACAUUAGCUACACGGAAGCAAAAAAGAAAGUUAUAAUACCCACCCCAAGACAGAAUACAUCGUACUCGCAAGCAACUUCUAGUUUACCCCAUUCCACUGAACAACUAAUAAAAAAUCUAAUUCCUGUUCUUAUUCACGCCUUAAAAAGCCAAUUUACAAUUAUCCCCAAUACUAAUUCUCAACUUUCUCAAUUCUCUGAUGACCCAAGAAACUAA